Molecule: messenger RNA, 1564 nt
Organism: Oncorhynchus gorbuscha (pink salmon)
Lineage: Eukaryota; Metazoa; Chordata; Actinopteri; Salmoniformes; Salmonidae
Product: cleavage and polyadenylation specificity factor subunit 5
Exons: 7
Coding region: 460-1149 (229 amino acids)
Cellular component (GO): mRNA cleavage factor complex
Molecular function (GO): mRNA binding
Source: RefSeq, a predicted model, not a curated record
CUUCUCGCCAGGAUAGUCAACCGAAAUGAAUCAUUAAUGUAUGUGUGUUAUAUUAAACAUAGAGGGAGUAAAAUGUAGGCAAGCAAUAAACAUUUCAGAACUACUAGUCGAAUAUGACAUGGAAGAGAUGACGAAUUUUGACAAAGAGAUUUAUUUAUAGACUAAUACACUUGAAACAAAUAUCCACACUUAAAACUGCAGACAAUACUAGUGCCUCCCCCGCGAUCAAACCGAUAUAUAAAAAGAAACGCAGCAUAACGUGGUCAGAAAUCUUAACUACCAAGGUAGUCGCAGCAAUACAGAAUUGAGUGCGUGCGUGUUCACGCGAAGGGGGAGAACACCGGAAAUAUAUAUAUUUUUUGCGGAAAGAGUAGUGUGCUGAAUUUUGGAUCAGUUAUCUAAUGUUUUCUCUUCAUUCGUGUUUUUGAUUUUGACAUAUCCUGCUUAUUUGGUGGAACGAUGUCGGUUGUACCUCCCAACAGACCUUCAACCGGUUGGCCACGCCGUGGACUGAACCAGUUCGAAAACAAAUACAUCGGCCCGCCUUCCAAACCUGUCACGCUGGAGAGAACCAUCAACUUAUAUCCCCUCACGAAUUACACGUUUGGCACAAAGGAACCUCUCUACGAGAAGGAUAGCUCGGUAACGGCUCGGUUCCAGAGGAUGCGCGAUGAGUUCGAAAAAGUAGGCAUGAGGCGGGCAGUGGAGGGUGUUCUGAUCGUACACGAGCACAGGCUACCACACGUUCUACUGCUGCAGUUGGGGACAACCUUUUUCAAACUUCCUGGUGGAGAAUUGAAUGCAGGGGAGGACGAAGUGGAUGGACUGAAGCGAUUGAUGACAGAGAUCCUGGGGCGUCAGGAUGGAGUGAAGCAGGACUGGGUGAUCGAUGACUCUAUUGGAAACUGGUGGAGACCCAACUUUGAGCCCCCACAGUACCCCUACAUCCCAGCACACAUUACCAAACCCAAAGAGCACAAGAAGCUCUUUUUGGUUCAGUUGCAGGAAAAAGCACUGUUUGCAGUGCCCAAGAACUAUAAGCUGGUGGCUGCCCCUCUCUUUGAGCUGUAUGACAAUGCCCCAGGCUACGGGCCAAUCAUAUCCAGUCUCCCACAACUGCUGAGUAGGUUCAACUUCAUAUACAAUUAAAUCCUACUACUUGAAUGUGGCGACACAAGGACUGUCUCUGUGAGUUCAGCCUGGGCAGAAGAGAAUGGGCAAGCAGGAUUUCACUACACUUCUCUUAAAACAGAGUCCCCAGUAAUACUACACAUUUAAAUAUUGAUCUGGAUGUUUAGAAAAUAAGAAUGUAUUAAUCUUUCUGUGUCAACUUUUAUAGAACUAUUACUUUGUGACAUGAGAAAUUUUGUAGUCACACAAGUAUUGAUUUUCUAUGUUUGUAGAUGGGAGUUGACUGUUUUUAGAACAGUGCUUGUUUUUUUAAAAUCAUUGUAACAUACUACUUUGUCAUCUUUCAUAACUCCUUGGUAAUUCCUUAAAAAGUAAUCUUUUAUUUUCAAUUAAAGAUGGCUUUAAAACAACUAAGAAACUGUUUCCCCUCUGA